GCAGCGUACAUGUUGACAAAAGCGUCUGUCUGUCAAAACAAGGAAGAAACAAUGUCUACCAUGAUACCAAGAACCAGUAUCGAUGAGGCCAAUCGACAUCUCCUUGCUCUACACAGACGUGUAAAUGAGCUGGAAAAUACUGUUCAAGAGCAAAACAAUGCACUCCUUGCCAAGGAUGAAUUGUUGAAGACCAAAGUUUCUGAGGUAGAGGCAGCGAAAAACAGUGAACUGGCUAAGCUAUCAGAGAAGCUUGUUUCGACUGAGAAGACUGUGGAAAUCAUACAAGAGCAACUGCGUCAGAAACACCAACAAGUUGCCAUACUGCAACGAAGUUGUAGGCUUAUGCAAAAUCUAGUGUCUUUCAAGAAUAAUGUGAAAGAACUGUUAAGCUGCAUGGAUGAUGCUGAGAAAGACAUGGCCAGUCAAAGAGACUUCCUUAGUUUGUAUACCGACUCUUCCACAGCGAACACUCAUAAUGCCAACUCAAGUCCUAAGUCAUCAGGAGUACACAUGAACUCUACAGUUGUCAAUAGUUAUGCAAAUCAUGAGGACACUCAAGAUGAUCAGAGUAUGGAUGGGGUGGAUUCAGGGGACGAUGUUUGGAAGGUUCGCCAGGGAAGAAAGCCCAGAGGGGAAAGAAAAACAAAACCCAAAGGGAAAGAAUUUUAUCUAUGACGCUAGGUGGAGAUGACUAAACCACUGCUGAACUGCACUGACAAAUGUUUCAGGAAAUCUUUGGUGAUGAACAUGAUGAAUGGCAUUGAUGGAUACUGGGAUAUGUUUCUAUGAGUGAUUAUGAUUGUGGGUUCGAAUCCGGUUUUGCCCUGAUUAUGUUUUUAGGUUUGUCAGCAUCAUACCCGUGCUCGUGGGUUUCACCAAUGUGGUAAGCGUCUAAGACCUACAUCACUUUGAGCUUUCCUCCCACAUUAAGCUGACAAGUAGUGAUAUAACUGGAAUACUGUUAAAAGCGGCGUAAACCCAACUCACUCACUCACUUAAUCAUCUUGUACUUUAAAGGUAUAAAGGGGCAAUUGCUGUAAAUAUUUUGUCAGUGUAGACAUUGUAAACCUGUCUUCUGUCAGUAAUAUGACUCAAUAUCACCAAGUAAUCUGUUCAUUAUAAACAACUGUUUAUUAAAUAUAUGAGAUAGGAAAUCAUGAAAAUAGAUAUGAAAGAUUAAUUUACCAAAUUGCUAUCAUUAGAAAUUUAGUUUUGCACAAGGGUAGCCUAGUGGUUAAAGUGUUCACUUGCCAGACUGCCAGGGUUUGAUGCCAUGUGCUGAUAUUGCUGGAAUCCUGGUAAAAGUGAUAUAAAAUCUUCCUUACUCAGAAUGUUGUUUUGAGGCUUCAGGUUCACACCAACAUACACAACAGUUUAUUGUAUACAACUUGGCUAAGCUAUGUUUAUGCAAAAAUAUGUUUAAUUUCAAGUUUUUAGUGGUUAACCACACAUUUCAUAGAGAGUUGAUAAAAAGUUCUACAUCGUAAUCCUUACUUUACAUUAAUUUUUUGGUUAUUUUCUUUCAGUCCAUACUUAUUAAAAUGUUUUAUAAAACCAAUAAAAUAAAGGUAAUAUCACUGUUUUAGAGCAUUUGUAUGGUGUGCUUUCAAUCAAACGGCAUGUGUAGCAUUUUUCUUUUUCAUUUUUUUUGUUUUGGUAAAUUUUUCCUUUUUGUGGGGUAAACUCAAACAUUAACAAAUGAAUAAAUAGGAUUUUUUCAGUAUUUGUUGAUGUAUCCUCUUGAUUUGUGUUUUAAGUUUUUUGUUUUUUUUAUUGGACAUGUUACCAUGGUUACAAGUUUGAACAUUUCUAGUCAUGAAAAUAUAUUGUCACCAUUCCACGACACAAUUGAUAGGAGAUUGAUAUGUUUCUACAUUCGUGUUUGCUGAAAUAAUCUGUUAUUUAUUUAUUUGUUUUGUUUGUUUAUUUCAUUUAUUGUGUUGAAACAGUUAUUCCCCAGGAGACCUUUCCCUGGAAUCAAAUGGUUUCCAGAGAAGUUAAAAUGUUUACUCUUCCUCACAACUUGAGAAUGCUAUUCUGUACUAUGGCCAUGUUUGCUACAUGAGAGUUGAGACAUGCACUCUACACCAUGUCACGGUAAACAAACUGACAAUGAAAGGCAUAUUUGUAUUGAACAUGCUUUGAUGAGGAUACCUUUGUUGCUCAUUUCUAAGAAUAUAUUUUGACAGAUGAUGGGACCAGUUUAUUAUACACUUUGUUACACUUGUUUAUUCAUGUAUUACAUGCUGUGUUUAUUUCAUGUGUUGAUGUGUGUUCCACACUUGUUACCAGACAAUGAAAUCCAUAAUCAGAGGAGCAAUUGAAUCUCUAUAUAAUGAGUGUUGUGCUGUUUAUUGUAAUAAUCUUUGUUAUGAAGUUUAUAGUUACUUGAAAUAGAAUCAUUAUUUAAUUAGCAGCUUGAUCAAGUCAAUGUUUGACAGUCCAAGGUACAUGAUAGUAGCCAUAAUAUUACUGGUCUCAGAGCUCCAGAUAAGCUGCGUAUCUGCGUAAAAUACACAUCAGAAAUGCAGAAAUAAGCAGUAAAAUAAAAUCCAAGCCUAUCAAAUACGCAACGAACAUUACAGAUACG
This is a messenger RNA of Haliotis rufescens (red abalone), 2590 nucleotides long. RefSeq names its product vimentin-type intermediate filament-associated coiled-coil protein-like. The transcript has 2 exons. Bases 10 to 675 code for a protein of 221 amino acids. Lineage: Eukaryota; Metazoa; Mollusca; Gastropoda; Lepetellida; Haliotidae. The record is from RefSeq and is a predicted model, not a curated record.